AAGCCUGCACAUCCUGCACGCAAGAUGGCCUUCUCCACUGCCACGCUGGCAGAAGGCUGCUUCGGGAAGGUGUACAAACAGAAGUACAACGACACCUGGGCGGCCGUCAAGAAGGUCCCGCAGCAUCUCAUCACCAAAAAGGACCUGGAGAGAGAGUACGCGGUGUACAAACAAGCCAACCACCUGAACAUUGUGAAGCUGCUGGGGAAGAUCAACCUCCAAGAUGGAAAUUGGAUCAUUCCACUGGAGUUCAUCUUCGGAGAGGAACUGGAGAUCACCAUCUUUAAGACCGCCAAAUCCAAAAUAAAGCUAACCCCUGCUAAUAAAGGCAAAAUCAUUGUGGGCAUGUGUGAGGGACUACUGCACCUCCAUGCCCUAGACAUCGUCCAUCAAGACCUCAAGCCUGAUAACAUCAUGGUGGAACACGACACCAACCGGGCCGUCAUCAUCGACUUGGGCUUGGCCAAGUUCUUCCGCUGCGGCCUCAACUCGGCGAACGACAUGGGCAACGAGGCGUACUCGGCGCCCGAGGUGCUGCAGAGGCGCAACCAGCGGGACCAGCGCUCGGACGUGUGGGCCAUGGGGAAGAUCAUCGCCGAGCUGUGCGCCCGCGUCCGCCUGCACACCCUCACCUUUGGCCCCGGAAAGGUCCGCGAGGUCAUGCCCGAGCAGCCCUACUGCCAGGCCGUGUGCCGCAUGGUGGAGGCCAACCCCGUGAGAAGGGCCUCCAUUGAGGGCGUCAUCACGGACAUGAGGGCGGCCGUGGCCAUGAACCGCCUCCGUCCGCCUUCGACGCACGACCACCAGAGGAAUCGCUCUCUCUCUCCCUCGCCUUUCAACCGGGAGAGAGGAGCGUCCCCGUUCAACGAGCCAAAAAACAGACCGCCGUCCCCUUUUCAGAGAGACCUGUCUCCGGUCAACACGGAUCUCCCCCGGCCGGGAUGGGAGCGCGGCUCGAGACCGCAACUCCAAGUCGACCGCCCCCGGGCGGGAACGCCGUCGCCCAAAAGGCUGGAGGUCCGCGACAACGGCCGCCAGGAUCUGGUCGCCGCGGCCUUUCAAGACCUGACCGAAGGCGUGCUGAAGAUGGCUUUGUACGAGGAGGCCGCCCGGGAGCUGUGCUGCAAGCUGCCCGCCACCGGCCACGUGAUGGUGCGGCACUACGAGGAGAACGGCGGCGUGGGCACGUGGGCGCAGAAGGAGGUGGUGACGCGCAACGGGAAGAUCAUCAAGUACAACGACAUCACCUAUAACAAUCAAUAAUAUGGUACACAAAGCUCAUUCUGAUCGUGUUACAAUGUUGGAUACUCAUCUUAAAAAAAACUGUUU
Messenger RNA from Nerophis lumbriciformis (worm pipefish), 1329 nucleotides. RefSeq lists its product as uncharacterized. Gene Ontology annotation, molecular function: ATP binding; protein serine/threonine kinase activity. Gene Ontology annotation, cellular component: nucleus. Lineage: Eukaryota; Metazoa; Chordata; Actinopteri; Syngnathiformes; Syngnathidae. Gene Ontology annotation, biological process: mitotic DNA damage checkpoint signaling; protein phosphorylation. The record is from RefSeq and is a predicted model, not a curated record.